UGACUUUUUAUUUCCUCUUUUUCUUUUCCAAAACAUACCAUCCUUUACACCAUGGCUCAUCAAGCACGCAUCAAUACCGUAGUCGAGUCUCUUACCAGAGGUCCUCGUUGCGUUGAAUUUCCUUCAAGAAAUGGUCAAGUCAAGCCUGUUUCUGAAAUUUUCGGCCAAAACGUGUUUUCUCGCACUGAAAUGUCUAAGAUGUUGCCUAAGCCUGUCUUUAAGACCUUCAUGGAAACCUUAAAGGGUAAGAGCACCAUCGAUAAGGUUACUGCCGAUGCUAUCGCUCAUGCUGCCAAGGUCUGGGCUAUUGAAAAGGGUGCAACUCACUUCACUCAUUGGUUCCAACCUUUGAACGACUCUACUGCUGAAAAGCAUGAUUCUUUCUUGACCUUGAAGACUUCUUUUGUUGAUGGUUCUCAAGUUGUCACUGCUAUUGAUACUUUCUCUGGCUCUCAAUUGUUGCAAUCUGAACCUGAUGCUUCUUCUUUCCCCUCUGGUGGUAUGCGUACUACAUUUGAAGCACGUGGUUAUACCGUCUGGGAUACUAAGAGUCCUAUGUUUGUCCAAGAAGGUCCUCACAACACAAUGGUUCUUUAUAUUCCCUCUGUCUUCAUCUCUUACAAUGGUGAAGCUUUGGAUGAAAAGUCCGUUCUUUUGAGAUCUUCUGAAGCUUUGGAAAGAGUUGCUUUGGAAGUCCUCAAGGUCAUUGAACCCAAGGAUUCUGAAAACCGCUCUGAAUAUGUCUACACCACUCUCGGUACUGAACAAGAGUACUUCUUGAUUGAUCGUUCUCUUUACACUCUCCGUCCUGAUCUUAAGAUCACCGGUCGUACUUUGCUUGGUGGUCUUCCUCCUCGUCAUCAACAAUUGGAAGAUCAUUACUUUGGUAAGAUCCCCACCCGUGUUUUGUCUGCCAUCAGUGAAUGUGAAUUGGAACUUGCCAAGUUGGGUGUUCCCAUCAAGACUCGUCAUAACGAAGUAGCUCCUGCUCAAUUUGAAGUUGCACCUAUUUUUGAAGAAGCUCUUACUGCUGUUGAUCACAACUUGUUGACCAUGGAUGUUCUUCACCGUGUUGCUCACCGCCACAAGCUCAAGGUUCUCUUCCACGAAAAGCCUUUCCGUGGUGUCAACGGUUCCGGUAAGCAUUGUAACUGGAGUUUGUCCACCGAUAAGGGUGACAAUUUGUUGGAUCCCUCCGGUACUCCUGAAACCAACUACCGUUUCUUGAUCUUCCUUGUUGCUACUCUCAAGGGUGUUCUUGACCACGGUGAUCUCUUGCGUGCUGGUGUUGCUUCUGCUUCUAAUGAUCACCGUCUUGGUGCUCAAGAAGCUCCUCCUGGUAUUAUCUCUGCUUUCUUGGGUUCUCAAUUGACCGAAGUCCUUAAUGCUGUUGAAGAAAACCGCCCUGUAGAUCAUGGUGCUCAUGAACUUCAACAUGUCCGUGUCAAGGGUACUGUUUUGGAUCUCAAGGUCGCUGCCUUGCCUCCUAUUGCUCGUGACUUGACUGACCGUAACCGUACUUCUCCUUUUGCUUUCACUGGUAACAAAUUUGAAUUCCGUGCUGUUGGUUCCAAGCAAUCACCUUCUUUCCCCAUGACCUUGUUGAACUCUGCUGUUGCUAAGGCUUUGACUGAAAUCUUGGCUGACUUGAACGAAGUCAAGGGUGACAAGCCUGUUGCUUCUGCUGAAGAUCAAUUGACCGUCAUUCGUAAAUACAUCAAGUUGACCAAGGCCAUUCGUUUUGAAGGUGAUAACUACUCUGAUGAAUGGGUUCAAGAAGCUGCCAAGCGUGGUUUGGCCAACAUCACCAAGAGUCCUGAAGCCUUUGUCCGUUUGUUGCGUAAAGAAAAUGCUGACAUGUUGAGAGAAAUGGGUGUCUUCUCUGAUGCUGAAUUACAUUCUCGUUAUCACAUUUUGAUUGAAAAGUAUGCCAAGGACAUUACCAUUGAAGCUCAAACCAUGAUUACCAUGGUUAUUCAACAAGUCUUGCCUGCUGCUUUCGAGUACAGACGCAACUUGGCCGAAGCUGCUUCCUUCAUGAAGAAUGUCGGUGUUGAAGCUUCUCCUGAAGUUGAAUUGUUGAAUGAAUUAACACCUAUCGUCUCUACUCUUCAAAAGGAUAUCACCGCUCUUAAGCAACUCAUGGUUGAACUUAUCAAGGUUGAAGAUAUUGUUGAUUUGGCUAAGGCUUGUUGCGAACAAGUUCUUCCCAAGAUGGAAGCUAUUCGUGAAUUGGCUGAUAAGCUGGAACGCAACGUUGCUGACAAGUUGUGGCCUUUGCCCAAGUACACUGAAUUGUUCUUGAACAUCUAAGUAUCAUUGUUAACCUAUUUUCAUUAUUAUUUUCUCUUUUCAUUCCAAUUAUCAUUCAAUGUGUGAAUAUCAAUGUAUAUCUUUUAAAGAAAAAAAAGGAGAGCGGCAUAAAAAUGCUUUGCUCUUUUCUUUUUGUACAAUAAAAACAUUAUUUUCCCUGUAA
Molecule: messenger RNA, 2476 nt
Organism: Gilbertella persicaria
Lineage: Eukaryota; Fungi; Mucoromycota; Mucoromycetes; Mucorales; Choanephoraceae
Exons: 4
Coding region: 52-2313 (753 amino acids)
Molecular function (GO): glutamine synthetase activity
Source: RefSeq, a predicted model, not a curated record